UGCCGUCGUGUAAUACUUGUGUAGGGUAGCCUUGAAUAUACUGAAUAAAAGGUCGCGGACCAAACGCUCCAAGCCCCAAAUACCCAGCGUGUAAAGCGACCCGUGCGUUGGGAGUAUGGCACCAGGGGCAAAUGGUGCCUUAACGGAGCCCUGGGAUACCGGGCGACCUCCCAGCGUAUGUAGCCUUACCCUGGUAAGAGGCUCUGCUAGGGUGGACCACACCACUUCCUCACAUCUCGUGGGACUCAUAUGGAUAACAUUCACUCUGAAACACCACAAAACCAGAACAUCUCAGGGGAGAGUCGACCAGACUCAGACCUAGAGAUGGUACUUCAGGGGAAUGAGGAGAAGCAAUACCUACACACUGCUACAUCCUCAGAACUCUGCACAGGCGGGGGGCACGAAAAUGCCGCACUGCAAGAAUCCGAGGUGAUGGAAGUCUCCUCUGAGACGGAGGAGAGGCUUUUGGGAGAACCGAAAGACUCAGCAACCUCAGAGGAAACUACCGGGGUGGCGGAAGCCAGAACCGGAGAGACCGAGCCAAAGGACAAAACGAAAAAAAGGAAACUUUCUGGAGCCCAAAUCAAAAAGCGAAGAAGGGAAAGAAAACUGAGGGAGGAGCAGGAGAAGGCAGCGGAGGGGAAGUCAGCAAUGACAACCAACCCGCAGACUUCAGCCGGCACCCCCACAGCUACCACCGGGGAGCAGGAAAAGGGAAAACCCCCCUCUAAACCUGCAAACUCGAAUAAGAAAUCUGGUGCGGCAAAGCGGAAACAGAAAAAAGCUGAUUCCUCGCAGCCGCAAACAGAUAGGUUAAGGGAGCUGCAGCUGAAAGGCCAAACCUCCAAGAGAGGGAGAUCGGACAGCAGCACACCGGACUCCGCCAAGAACACUGUGCCAAACAAACGCUGGAAAGACCAACCAGGACCUUCGUUCUCUGGCGUAGUCACCAAAAUGGCAGUGGUACCGAAGGACUAUCCAAAGAGCAGGCUCAGCGAAAAAGAAAUGGAGCUGGUACAGCAGGCUCUUCUAGCAAGGAUAGAACCAGACUCAGAAACUAAGCCACAAUUUCAGGGAACCAAAUUCGAGCAGGGAGCACUGAUGCUGUACUGCAGAAACUUGGUUACCAAAAUUUGGCUGCAGGAUAAGACGGCUACUCUGGUACCCUGGGAAGGGGCAGAGCUGAAGGCGGUCCUUGCAAAGGACCUCAUCGUAAGCUGCAGGGUCAUCUUCGAAGCACCAGCAGAGUUGAAGAAGGCAAAGCCGUCCGAGAUCUUGGAAAAGAUCGAGGGACAGAACGGUGGACUUCUUACCAAAGACUGGAAAGUUAUACACUCAAAGGAGACCACGAAAGGUCAAACUUUGGUGUGCGUAGUGGACAUGGCUUCGUUGGCAGUCCUGGAGGCGAGGAAGAUGGUUAUCUACAUCGGAUUCAACUCAGUGAGGCUAACGAACUUGGACAAAAAGAAAGCAGGGAAUGAAGAUCGUGCAGAUCAAUCUGCAUAAAAGCAAGGCUGCGACAGCAAACCUUGUGAAAAACUUCCUCACUAAGAAACUGGACAUUGCACUCAUCCAGGAACCCUGGACCAUCAAAGGGAAACCUGCAGGAUUCGGUGGGGCUGGCGCUGACUUAGUCUAUGACUUGUCAGGGGAAAACAGACCCAGAACCUGCAUAUUAGUGAGGAAGGGAAUAAACUCUAUGCCGCUAAGAAACCUCAUAACUGCAGAUCUAACAGCGGUGAAGGUGAAUGUAAAAAGAGAAGGGGAGGACAGGGCGAGGGAGUUUAUACUUGCAUCGUCCUACCUCCCCUACGAAUUAGAACCACCAACAGCGGAACUUCAGAGGCUGGUAGACUAUGCAACGAGAGGGAGGAGCAGACUGAUCGUAGGAACAGACGCAAACUCCCACCACGUCGCAUGGGGCAGCACAGACACAAAUGGU
This is a messenger RNA of Bemisia tabaci, 1942 nucleotides long. NCBI's taxonomy places the organism in Eukaryota, Metazoa, Arthropoda, Insecta, Hemiptera, Aleyrodidae. The record is from RefSeq and is a predicted model, not a curated record.